Epithele typhae is the source of this 288-nucleotide messenger RNA. RefSeq names its product Pre protein translocase Sec Sec61-beta subunit. NCBI's taxonomy places the organism in Eukaryota, Fungi, Basidiomycota, Agaricomycetes, Polyporales, Epitheliaceae. Bases 1 to 288 code for a protein of 95 amino acids. Gene Ontology annotation, cellular component: Sec61 translocon complex. The transcript is spliced from 4 exons. The record is from RefSeq and is a predicted model, not a curated record. Gene Ontology annotation, biological process: intracellular protein transport.
AUGUCCGACUCUGACUCCGCCCGCUCUACCGGCAAGCCCAGUGCCGUCGCAAAGCCCCCUGGUGCCCAGAUUCGGCGGAGAGCGACUGGCUCGCAGGUGUCAAAGCCCAACUCCACGCGCGCAGCCGGCGCCGGUGGCUCGUCCAACACGAUGCUCAAGCUGUACACGGACGAUUCACCAGGACUUCGAGUUGACCCCUUCAUCGUCCUCGUCCUCUCCCUUUCCUUCAUUGCCUCCAUAUUUUUCCUCCACAUCUCUGCCAAGGUCAUCCGCGCCUUCACCAAGUAA